AUGUAUGGAAGGCCGUGUCGAACACCUUUGUGUUGGACGGAAGUAGGGGAGAGAACAAGUUUCAAUCAUAAGUUGAUCGAUGAGACGACGGAAAAGAUUAAGUUCAUACAGGAGAGUAUGAAAAAGGCGCAGGACCGCCAGAAGAAGUACGCGGACCGUAAAAGGCGGGAAGUGGAAUUUGAAGUCGGGGAUAUGGUAUACUUGAAGGUGGCACCACAAAAAGGAAAGGAUCGCUUUGGUAAAGUGGGAAAGCUUGCGGUAAGGUUUAUCGGACCAUACCGGAUCGAGAAGAGAGUUGGAGAAGUGGCCUAUCGGCUAUCUAUGCCCGAAGUUAUGCGAAUGCAUAAAGUCUUCCAUAUUUCACAACUACGGAAGCAUGUACCAGAUCCUAACAUGAUUGUGCCCGAACCUAUUGAGGAAUUGGAGCCGAACCUCACAUAUCCCGAAGGACCGUUUGGGAUAGGGCAGAGGAGGACUCGGAAGUUGAAAAAUAGGAGUAUUCCUCAAAUCCAAGUAUUUUGGGGAAAGCAGAACCGUAAAGUUAUCACAUGGGAAGAUGAGGAUAGGAUUCGAGCCAAGUAUCCUCAAUUGUUAGCCGAGGAAGAUGAGGCAGGACCAUCGGAACCCUAUGGAAUUCGGGACGAAUUCUAUUAA
This is a messenger RNA of Camelina sativa (false flax), 654 nucleotides long. RefSeq lists its product as uncharacterized. The record is from RefSeq and is a predicted model, not a curated record. Lineage: Eukaryota; Viridiplantae; Streptophyta; Magnoliopsida; Brassicales; Brassicaceae.